AUGGCGAGCGCGGCAGCCUACAGUGGGUACUACCAGGAGCCAUCCGCGGCAUUUGCGACCAAUCUCCCACAAAGUGCAUUGCCAUACCAGUCCGAGUACGCACAAGACGGGCGGCAAACACAAGGCUUUGGAACCUACAACCCAUCCAUGAUGUACAACGUCCCGCAAUCAAAUGCACAAGGAGCCGUUUACGAUGCAAGCCAGCCAUUCCAGCCGCGGCAGGGUGCAGGUAUACCCAUGAUGGGUGCCGAGGUCGCGACGUCGUACUUUCCGAACGAGGCGGCUGGGCCAGGUGCGGGGCCUUCCGGGAUUCAGGCGCAGCAGUCUUCAGCAGGUGCUUCCAACAUAUAUCAGCAAGGUUCUGGAGACCAGCGAUCUCUGAUGCCAGGCUACCCUUCUGGCAUGGCGUCGAUGGGGGGAAUGGCCCAGGGCUCCGCGGGGGACCAGUCACUGGAGGAACAGGACUAUUCUGGCUCGGCAGAGAUGGGCGAGGCCUACGAACAGUAUCAGACUGCCCUCAAGGAGAUUUUCACCAACGUCCAGCGUGAAAACUUAAAAGCGGCAAGCGAGUCUCUACUCAAUGUCUCGGACUGGCUGCUGACCAAAGUCAUUGAGCUUGGACUCGCUUCAGACAAUCAGUCGUUGCACAAUGACAGGAUAAAGCUUUGGCACGAAUUCAACCAUGCCUGGCUUGCCCUUUUACAAAAACAAAAAGAUAUGACGAAGGCCGACGAUACAUUGCAGCAAGAACAGUCCAAACUGACGGUCGAUGGGCUGAAGCGUAUGGGUAGAGAGCUUAUUCGACUGUGCGAUGGCAUAGAACGACACGGCCUUGUUGACUAUGAAUAUGGAGUAUGGGAGGAUAGGAUUGUCGAGGCCCUCGAAGAUUGCCUCGACUUACUUGAGGGCGACGUUGAGGACGCCGAUCCAGGCGCCUCGCCUACACAAGCAACCCGCUGA
Microdochium trichocladiopsis is the source of this 960-nucleotide messenger RNA. RefSeq lists its product as uncharacterized. The record is from RefSeq and is a predicted model, not a curated record. NCBI's taxonomy places the organism in Eukaryota, Fungi, Ascomycota, Sordariomycetes, Xylariales, Microdochiaceae. The transcript has 3 exons. Bases 1 to 960 code for a protein of 319 amino acids.